Molecule: messenger RNA, 2103 nt
Organism: Pleurotus ostreatus (oyster mushroom)
Lineage: Eukaryota; Fungi; Basidiomycota; Agaricomycetes; Agaricales; Pleurotaceae
Exons: 6
Coding region: 1-2103 (700 amino acids)
Source: RefSeq, a predicted model, not a curated record
AUGUCUCACUUUCGCCAGGGUAUUCGCGAGCUGAUUCAAGAAGAGUUUGCCAUCUGCGGAGUCGAAGAAUACCUCUCAUCGUACUUGCCGUUCGACGUCAACGAUUCUGAUGUUGGCAACGUGGUGCAAUUGCUCUCUAAGACGGCAAGCAACUCCCCAAUCUCAACGAAUUCUGUCGCAGAAUUCAGCGAUACCGAUUUCCCAAUACUCGACACGCCGACGUCGCACGAACACCUCGCCUCGCUAGCUGAAGCAAUAGCCUCUUGCAUGCCCCAGGGCCGAUCUCGCAACGGAUUCACACUUUGCGUACGUCCUAAUAUCUCCCUUGGACCGCCAGCCUCGAACUCGAACAGCAAGAUCGACGGAUGCUUCACAUCAGAAGGUCCCCGUGUCAGCAGGCUGACGGUGUCCAGCGCCGCAUGCGUCUUGAUGUUCACGCUAGAUCCUACCAAGGAAGUUGAAAAUAAUAUCGAAGGAGUUGCCGCAAGUAUUCAAAUCAUGAACGACGAUGCUCGCCGGAUGUUCACAUAUGGGAUUACGAUUGUUGAAGAUCGUGUUACUCUAUGGUAUCAUUCUCGGUCGCACUCGAUGAUUUCAGAGCCCUUCAGUUUUGUAAAAAACCCACGACUCCUGAUCAAAGUGUUCAUGUCCUUCUUGUUCGCCACGGAGGAAGAGCUGGGCUAUGACCCGAUGGUCACGCGAGACGCGAAAGGGGACUACAUAUACAGAAUCCCCUCUACCGAAGAGGGACAACAACGCGACCGUUUCUUCCGCACUACUGCUUCCAUCGCCGAGUAUCGUUCGAACAAUAUCACUGGUCGUAUGGCUCGGGUGUGGAAGGUGGUCGAAUGCAAUCCGAGUGGCGCUGUGUUAUCGCCCAGCGAGCCUUCCCGUGUAUUGAAGGAUGUCUGGCUGGAGGAUUCGGCACUUACUGAGUCGCAGAUUCAGUCGCAGAUCUUCGCGGACCUCAAGAAGUUCUUUGUUGACAAACAAGACGCGCGAUAUCUUGCCUUCGAGAAGUUGCAGCCUUCACUCAGUGAAUUGGAGCAUGAGGACAGAUACGAGAAGUAUUUUAUCAAAAUCAUGACGGAUUACGAAGGCAAACGGACUAAACCACUCCUUCCCAAUUCACAAAGGAUGCGCAGGCUCUUCACCACUAUCAAACCGUUAGCGCUUCCGACGACAGCACAUCGGGGUGGUAGCGGGACUCCCCGCCCACUCGAAAGCAAGGACGCUUUGGAUGAAACUCCUCGUGAGUUUGCGCCGAGGAAGCAAUAUCGGGUCGUCUUUGGGGAGGUAUGCGAGGCUGUGGGUGACCUUAGAACCGUAGGCGAGGUUGCGGACGUCCUCAGUCAGGCAGUCGUUGCGCUUCGCCUGAUGUAUUGUGCUGGAUGGGUGCAUCGAGAUAUUAGCUCUGGCAACAUUCUGGCUCAUCCCAGCGGCGGGGCGUGGCAAGUUAAGUUGUCUGACCUGGAGUACUCCAGGCGGUUCUCCUUUGAUCUGGAGCAUGAUGUAGGCAGAGACCCGAAGACGGGUACUCCGUACUUCAUGCCUCACGAAAUUCUCCAGUCUCACUACCUGGAAUUCCCUACAUUACCCCCGCGGGAUACGACGAUUGACUUCGCCACGUUUACGAAGAGCGUGGCUCCCGAUGCAGCCCAAAUGCCACUUGUCUACAACUUCCAACAUGACUUGGAGUCCAUCUGGUGGAUUUUCCUUUGGACAGUAACCUGCCGAGUUUCCCAUACACCUUCAAUAGUGUACGGCCAAGACAUCUUCAAGAACACUAUGCAACUUUCAUCUGAGAGAUUGAAGUGCCUUCUUUACCCGAUCAAGCCAUCCCUCCUGGCCUGCUUGCCGUCACCACUACAGCAGUUGGCAGCGCCCUUAGAGAAAUUGAGGGGAUUCAUGGUGGAUGCCUACAUGUACCAUCAUAAGGAUCAGGAUUGGGCCGACCUCUCAUCCUACAUUCACAUUCAUAACGUUUUCCACGCGUUCUUCCCAGCAAUCGGCCUGUCUCGAGCAAAUUGGGGUGGUACCGCAUUGAUGACCAGCCAUCAGCCUAUCGCCAGUUUGGUACCGCCAACCUCCACAAUGUCGUAG